Messenger RNA from Salvia splendens (bonfire salvia), 431 nucleotides. RefSeq lists its product as uncharacterized. The transcript is spliced from 2 exons. Bases 11 to 421 code for a protein of 136 amino acids. NCBI's taxonomy places the organism in Eukaryota, Viridiplantae, Streptophyta, Magnoliopsida, Lamiales, Lamiaceae. The record is from RefSeq and is a predicted model, not a curated record.
AUCCUUCACCAUGAAUCCCAAUUUUAUUUCUAGCUCUUCAUCUUCUGAUGAAGAUGAUGAAAAUUCUCAUAUGAUAUACACUUACAACCAAUUUAUACAGGAUAUGCAACGUAGAAUCGACAACAACAAUGUGUUGAUUCAAUACCUUCGUGACCAUCAAAGUCCACAAAUAUAUCUUGGAUCAGUUCCAGGGCAUAUUGUCAUCAACCGUGACCGAGAGGGUGCUCACGCUAGAUUGUACAAUGAUUAUUUUGCUGAUAAUCCAUUGUAUAAUGAAACCAUGUUUCGUAGGAGAUUCCAGAUGUCUCGUCUAUUGUUCCUUCGUAUUGUGGAUGCAGUUAAGGAACACGAUGACUACUUCGUGCAACGACCAGAUGGAACCAGAAGGCUUGGACAAUCAUCUCUUCAAAAGGGAUGCUAGGUAGUUUAGA